AUGGAUGACAUCAACGCCAAGCUGCCUGAGCAACUGCCUGGCGACCCAACGAGCUACAAGUCGAUGGACACAGUUCCUGAUCCUCACCAGGUCAUGCACUAUCCGACCGAGUUUCUCAACAGCCUGGCACCUUCAGGUCUGCCACCACACAACUUGGUUGUUGUCAAGAAGGUGCCAAACAAGUUAUAUAUGGUGUCUUCAGAAGUAACGAAUGGGAACAUACCAUACGGCGACACCUUCUAUAUUUCUUCGCUUUUCUGCAUUACUAGCAUUUCUAACAAACGGAGCCAUAUCGUAGUCACGUGGAACGUAACCUACGUAAAGAGCACAUUCGGGUUCAUAAAAUCAUUGAUCGAAAAGAACACAGAUGCUGGAUUGGUAGAUCAUUACAAAAGUCUAGCUGAGAAAUUGAAAGAGCAUGCAAACACACCCAAAUCAUCUGGAAAACUGCGCUCUGCAGAACCCAAUGCCGAAUUUAAGCCAAAAAUUGCAGUGCAGAGGGCACCGCAAGGUGUACCAAAAAGUGCUGGAGUGCCAUACUAUGCGUCUUCUUCCAUAUUUGGCAUAGGUGCAAACACGGUCCUAAUCAUUAUGAUCAUAGUGAUGUUGUCAGUAGUAGUGGUGAAUGUGAUGCUGUAUAGUCAGCUAAAGGCACUUGAGUACAAGAGCACACAACAAGAUAUUUAUGGAGACUUGUUCGAUUUCAACAAGAUUGGGGGAAGCUAUCCCACAUCGGAUAACGACUGGCUGAAGCUGUUCUACCAACAAAAAUACCUACACAAUCAGGAGAUGGAAAAGAUGAGUGACGUUGUGACAGUGACAGCACAAAUGGUUGAGCAGAAAAUUGUAGAUUACAAAUUAAUUGCUAUUGCAUGGUGA
This is a messenger RNA of Priapulus caudatus, 879 nucleotides long. Its product is annotated as GRAM domain-containing protein 1B-like. Bases 1 to 879 code for a protein of 292 amino acids. The transcript has 8 exons. Lineage: Eukaryota; Metazoa; Priapulida; Priapulimorpha; Priapulimorphida; Priapulidae. The record is from RefSeq and is a predicted model, not a curated record. Gene Ontology annotation, biological process: intracellular sterol transport. Gene Ontology annotation, cellular component: endoplasmic reticulum membrane; plasma membrane; endoplasmic reticulum-plasma membrane contact site. Gene Ontology annotation, molecular function: sterol transfer activity; sterol binding.